Heterotrigona itama is the source of this 348-nucleotide messenger RNA. The record is from the annotation of a GenBank genome assembly. Lineage: Eukaryota; Metazoa; Arthropoda; Insecta; Hymenoptera; Apidae.
GAUCAUCGAUUAUCCUCAGUUCGGAGGAUGAACGUCGCGGAUGAGAAAGAAGAAAUUCUCGAUAGUGGACAACGUUGUGAUAUCGAGAUGGAGCAUCAUGCUAAGCGAUUUCUGCUGAUCGGUGAGAUCGCAUCACAUCUUUCGCCUCUGUUGGAUUCUUCGAGCCAUUUUAAACUGAGAUCACGUGGCUAGGAAUCUGAAGAAUCCAGAGAUCUGAAAGAAAUUCUCCAAUUUUAAGAAAUUCUUUUUUUAGGCAAUUUCUCUUCCGAGCCAGUUGUGAAGUUUGUGGAUAUAAGAAAUUCGAAGAGCAGUUGAAGAACGAAACUGACAAGUGAAAUACAAAUUUUC